Messenger RNA from Annulohypoxylon maeteangense, 1362 nucleotides. RefSeq lists its product as uncharacterized. Gene Ontology annotation, molecular function: ATP binding; protein kinase activity. Bases 1 to 1362 code for a protein of 453 amino acids. The record is from RefSeq and is a predicted model, not a curated record. Gene Ontology annotation, biological process: protein phosphorylation. Lineage: Eukaryota; Fungi; Ascomycota; Sordariomycetes; Xylariales; Hypoxylaceae. The transcript has 5 exons.
AUGGAGAUUCCCGGCCAAGAUAAAGUUCCCCCGAGACACCUUGAAGAAGUCAAGCGUGUCAAGGGCUAUUUCAACAACACGAAUAAGCCCAGUUUUAAAUUUAGAAAAAUCAUAGGAACCGGUGCGCGAGGGUUCGCUGUAGAGAUGGGGAUGGAAGACGACUCUAGUGAAUCGCCGAAGAGACCAUCACUAAUAAACCCACUAUUCGGCAUACCUAGACCACCCACUGGACCAUUGCCUUCGUUUUUUGAUCCAUUACCUCCAUCAUUUGACCGACCGUUGUUUGGACAAUCUUUAUUUAGACCCUCAUUUGGUGGAAACUCAUUCGAUGGACCAUCAUCAUUUGUAUCGCCUUUCAAUAGGCUACCAUCAAAUGACCCGCCAAUAGAAUUGGAAAGGUUGGAACGAUUCGUGAUGAAAAGAGCAUUCGAGAGAAAGGAUGAUGAAACAAUUGUCAGGGAAAUUGAAGUUCUCCGGAGACUCCAAGGGGCCCAAAAUAUCCAACAGCUAUAUCAUUUGCCGGAUGCUGAAGAAAGUCUCAAGCUAGAGUACUUGCCAGGCCCAACAUUAUUCACGGAAUGGAUACCAAACGGCCAGAUUCGAGAUUUGAUAAUGACAAGACCUGAAUGGGGCCACCCAUUGCCAAACCGAAUGCUCUGGAGGUGUUUUCUAUGCAUGUGCCAUAUGCUCAUCGCCAUGGCUUGGCCCCCGGAUGGGAAUCUAGAUGCACAUUCGGCUAGGCCAGAGCUACCACCGAUGGACCCAUCUGGUGUCCGCCCACAAAAGUCGACAUUGAGACACAACGAUAUCAAUAUCGGGAAUAUUAUGUUCGGAGAUUUCGAUUUAACUGCACAUCGAUCUGUGCCAAUUCUCAAGCUGAUUGAUUUUGGACAAGCUAGCUAUUCAGCUCCACCUUUUAUAUAUACAGAGGAAGCAGCCGUCAGACAAAAUAUGGCAAGAAUUGCUGAAGUGAUGAUCAACUUAAUAGGGGGUACAGUCAACAUGACGAUGAGAGGGAGUGCAAACAUGGAAGUAACUACGAAUGGACAGACACAGGUUAUAAGAUCAAGAGCAAAGGACUUAGAUGGGCUUGAUAGAAGGUACGGGGCAGACAAUGCCACCAUGCAGAGGCAUAUGGAGUGGGUGGGGAAUUUGGAUAUCGAUCUUAGAAAUCUUUUGGUACGGUGCUUGGCAACUGACGAAGCGAUGCGGCCAGGACUCGAAGAUUUAUACGAGGAAGUUCUGCGGAAUGUUACAGAGAAGACUCGAGCAUCUUAUGCCGGUAAAAGAUGGCAAGAUAAUGAAUCAGACGAAUCAUUACGUAGAAUUUCGAAGGCUUUGAUUAUAAACCGCCAGCAAUAA